Molecule: messenger RNA, 9786 nt
Organism: Doryrhamphus excisus (bluestripe pipefish)
Lineage: Eukaryota; Metazoa; Chordata; Actinopteri; Syngnathiformes; Syngnathidae
Source: RefSeq, a predicted model, not a curated record
UGUAAAGCUGUAAAGUGUUUGACAUUUUCAUUCAUUCAUUUUCUACCGCUUUUUCCUCACGAGGGUCGCGGGGGAUGCUGGAGCCUAUCCCAGCUGUCUUUGAGCGAGAGGCGGUGUACACCCCGGACCAGUCGCCAGCCAAUCACAGGGCACAUAUAGACAAACAACCAUUCACACUCACAUUCAUACCUAUGGACAAUUUGGAGUCGCUAAUUAACCUAGCAUGUUUUUGGAAUGUGGAAGGAAUGUUUCUGAUUUUAAUGAUCAGAAUUUACAGGUAGCAGGUAGCGAGUCUGGCAACCCGGCAGAAUCGGAAUGUCAGUCCCACUUCCCAUCAAUGCUUGAGACUUGGUACUCGGGGCCCGAAGAACAGCACACAGGACCAACAAAAAACCUCAUCAGUGACUUUAUCGUCAGGUAUAUCAUUACCAACUGAUGGUGCACGUUCUGUGAGGUGCAAGACCCAAUGUGGACACCAGAUGGCAGCAUCACACAGAAAGUGGAUUUACCAAAGACUUGACUCACUCUGGUUGGGAAAUGAUUGUGGUAAGCCACGGAAAUGACAUCCACUCUCCACUGCUUCUUGUCUUCUUGCGCACUCUGAGCCUCGCUCCUCCUGCACGCUCUCUCCGAAGGCCUCCCACGCUCCUUCACUGUGUCGACACUCACUAAAACCAAGACUGUGUCUCAUCGGGGGAGCGUGCUGUCGACUCAGCAUCCAUGUGUGUUCCUCUGCAGCACCUUGCCGAGUUGUGUAACUGCGGGAAAACGGAGAGAGCCAGGUUGAACCACCCAAGAGUCCGGACAUUUGAGAAGGAUCUAACAUGGCAUCUGUAAAGCGGCGGUUUAUGCUCCUUCUGCUGACGUUCAAAGUCUUCUUUGCCCUGCAAGAGGAGGACGAUCGGGGACAGGAAACGGCUUGGUCUGACCCCCGUAGGUGUCGCUGUCCGAAGAGGGCGACGUGAGCGGGUGGCUCAUGUUCUCGUCGGGCGUGCUCCCGCUGGAGAAGGACCCCUCCAUGUGCGUCCGCCUGAAUAGCAACUCGGCGCUGUUCCCUAUCGUGGAGGCCAGCUGCUUGGCGUCGUCCGGCACGGUUCUGGACACCAUGACGAAGCGGGCCAGCUCGUCGCUCUUGUUGUGAUGCUUGCUAGCGGCCGAGGCGGCUAACGUGUUCAGCGCCCAGCAGCUGUUUUCCAGGACUUGGUAGAUCUGCAGGAGGAUCUGCUGCGAGUCCUCCAGGCGGCCCAGCUGCCGUCUCAUCUUGCUGUGAAGGGUGGAGUCGGAAAGGGCCGUGGCGUUGGCGGCGGCACCUCUUCCGAAUACAACAAAGUCCCCCACGCUCGCACGGAUCCUGUCCAGCACUGUGCGGACAUCGUUGGCGUGGCGCUCCAUGAAGGGAAAAGUCCUCCAGUGAGGGGACGCCGCCAUUGAAUGCAAAGCCCCGACUGAGGCCUCCACAGCCUGCUGCAGACGGAACAACCUCUGGACUGCUGUGUCGACAUCCAAAACCAAGCGCCCCUCGGCGCUGGAGCCCGUGGAGGACGAGGAAGUGGACAUGCUGCUUCGCGUGCUUCCCGUGCUGGAGAACGACAAGCGGUUCACGCCUUCCGUCACAUCCGCAACUGCACGGGAAUCCUGAGCGGGGACAUCAUACACGCCUUUGUCUCGAUCGGCGGGCGAGCUUCUGUGCUGGGGGAGCUGCAUGCCCCGCGGGAUGUCAUAGACGUCGCUCUGAGAGCCGGCGCCCGCUGAGAGAAGAGCGGUCGGAGACAGCAAAGGCGGAACCUUCACACACAGCAUCCUGGGAGACUACAAUCGGGGCAAACGGUCCUUGAACGCACCAUGGUUGUGUGCUGUGACCAGGCUCAAGGCUGCAUUGUGACUCCAAUUUCAUCUGUUCAUCGAUGGUUUCAGGCAUACACACCACCUUCCCCUGCCAGUAAUUUGCCUCUGCAUUGGUCUUGUAUUGCUGCACCGCCGACUGUUCAUCAUCCUGUCACCAGCCACUGCAGGAUAAUGUUUCAGUGUCAAGAUGCCGGAUCUUACACGCGAUGGUGAAACUCCUCUCUUGUGUGCAAUCAUCAUCAUCAUCAGCUUCAGGGAGCAGAAUUGAUCCCAUCAUCCACUUGUGCCCCCCCUGAUAUGAACACAACAAUGCAGUCGCUGAGAUGUGAGGUGAAGCUUGAUUAUGUGUUGACACUCUCAUUUCUGCAGCCAAGAUGGCCUCCAGCAGGGUGGGAGCACACAGCCCUCCACAGCAGGCAAGUGAAAUGUGUGCCAAAGACUGGUCUGUCUGCGCGAUGCAUCCAGCACAUUUUGGAGCGCUAGUUUCUACAGCGAGCUGUCCAAGGCACUGAAACAAAGCACCGAGAGAAAAAAAAAACAAAACAUUGCGGUUUUGGCUUUGCUCUGCUGGUUAUUUAUGGAACUUGUUGGAGGGACCAGACCUCAACCCCAACAAAAGCCUUUGUGAUGAACUGGAACAGAGAUGGUCACACAGGUGGGAGGAAGUAAAGACAUGCAAGCUGAUCAGGUCACAAGAUUAUCCCUUCCAAAACUUGACGUGGGUGGAUCAAAUGUUAUCUUACAACAUCUUCCAUCACCUACGCUUGAGGGUGCCUGAUCCUGGUGUGGCCCUCUCAGGUAAACAACGGUUAUGAGACGUGGGAGCUGAAAGAUGACUGCCCAUCUCUUCAGGCUGGGACUCAGUCCAAAGUCAUGUGGUCGAGCUUGUCACAUGGAUCCAUUUUGAUGUCAAAGCAGCGAGAAAUGGAAACCUCUUGUUCUACUGAUGGGAACGUGCACCACUUCAAACGUGUUUGAUGUUCAUGCUCGGAUUGGGAACACCUGCUUUUAGACAGGCAGCACAGGACAAAUACGCUUCGGUGAGCAAACAUGUUGGGAAGAGUCAAGCUUCGACAGGAAACAAAGGUUGACAUUUGCUUUGCAAACAUUGCAGGCUUUAACUCUUUGCUGCUGCCUUUCUCUUCCCCUUAAAGAGCCCCAAUCACUGGGUCAAGGACAGUGAAUGCAACAUGUACAGUAUGACUCGAUAUAGAUUGUGAAAAGUAACUCCCUAUUUGAUAAAUGUUUUGUUAUUCUUCUGCUACGGAAAUGAUUUACACACUAGAACCACGGAGAGCUCCCCACCAACUCACCUACGUCACGUGCUACUGUUAGCAAAUGCUUUUUUUCACCCCCAUUCAAAGAAUUUAGCGGACGAAAACUACAAAAAUAAGAAAAUUAUGCACAUGUUAUACUUCUGGAAUGGUUAUUAUAUUGUAUUUUAUUAUGGUUUAUUUAAAAAAAGAGUCCUCUUUUCUGAUUGGCUGAAUUCCGCAUCAGGAGAGCUGGCGUCCUCGGGUGUUUACGCACGAGCGUCACCACGUUGUUUUGAGGAAUAGCAAAGUGCAUUAAAGGCCAGCUCGGACAACUGUCAAUUGUUUAGAUGAGAAAGUGUAACUCGAACUCGGUGGUAGUUUUAAUACUGUAUUUGCCAUCGAUACGCAACAUUAUGAAAUAUAUAUAGCAUGCCAUCCUCCUUUUGUGUCCCAUUCAUAAAGCAGCUUUAAUAUGUCUGCGUAACACGUCACCCGCUUAAAAAAAAGGCUGACUGUCUCUUUAAGAGUUAUGUAGCUGGGCGAGUCAAUGUAGGACGAGUCGACCGUGUGUGUGUGUGUGUGUAUGUCUGUACUCCGGCUGCCAUCCCCAUCAUGGCCUCCACACCGACACCACCGACUCCAGCACAACCGAGGAUAAAACGACCAGCCACCGGCCCUUCCCUUUCCGACGUGGAGACGGACACGAAGCCGAAGCAGAGGCACCGGUAGAGGCGAGCCGCGCCGGGGAGAGCCGCCUCGCAGCCCAUAUGUCACCCCGGUCUCCCCCAUGCCUUCGUUUAAAGCCAAGUACGACUCAAUAAAGGAGGGUGCGAACCCGGGCGGCGGCGGCGGCGGCGGCGGCGCCAAGAACAUGUCAACAAACAGAGAUUAUUCCGUUAAUCUGUCGGUGCAGCAAGUACUGAGCCUUUGGGUGCAAGGGACGGCGCUGCAGCACUUCACAGAGAUGUGGUACUGGGUGUUCCUGUGGUGUCUCUUCUCCUCACUCUUCGUCCACGGGGUGGUGGGGCUGCUCAUGUUUGUCAUGCUGCAACGCCACAAGAGAGGUCGCCUCAUCACGCUCGUGCUGGUCAGUGUGGGCUUCCUGGCCUCCCUCUCUGGAGGCGUCAUCACCAGUGCAGCAGUGGCGGGCGUGUACCGCGUGGCAGGGAAGGGCAUGGCACCGCUGGAGGCUCUCAUUCUCGGCGUGGGUCAGACCAGCCUCUCCGUAAUCAUAUCCUUCUCACGCAUCCUGGCAACACUAUGAAGGACGCAGACUGGGUGAACACGGCCAGUCGGACUUAACGGCGCUCAUGUGGACCUCAGCUCAUAUCUACCUACUGCCACAAUUACAGGAGCCCCUUCUUUGCAAUGACGAAAGGAACUCGAUUCAGUGCAAGACGCGCCGCCAUCCUCAGCUGCUGGACUGAAAGCCAUGUUGGGGUUGAUUUUUCCAGAGGUAACUUGGUGCCAACGGUCUUCUCUGGGAUGUCCUUACAUGCCUUUGUGGACACUGACUCUUCAAGGUUUUAUGCUACCCUUAAUGGGAAUGAUGAAUUGGAAGGUUUUUUUUUUUUUUUUUAUAAGCGGAAACAUGAUUACCUGUCCUCUUAAUCUGUUGAAACUCGGCUUAAAGAACAAAUGUUGCGCACUGAUGACUGAACAGUCUUUAUACAGUAUUAAAAUUCUCCUAAGCAUUCCAGCUUAGCCAAUUCCAGAAGUUAGAGAGGUGUGAAUUCAGCAAACAUGGAAGAGAAAACAAGUAUCAGUGCCAUAACGUCUGUUUUUAUGGGAACGAUGUAAUGCCAGUUUGCCUCCCAGAAUGUUUUUUUUUUUUUUUUUUUAAUAAUACUAGUUUUGCAACGGUGAGUGUGAAUGGUUGUUUGUCUAUAUGUGCCCUGUGAUUGGCUGGCGACCAGUCCAGGGUCUACCCCGCCUCUCGCCCGAAGACAGCUCGUGAGGAAAAGCGGUAGAAAAUGAAUGAAUGAAUAGUUUUGCAACGUAAGUUUCUUUGAAAAAGACUUUAAAAGGCUUGAUUGACAUCCGACACAUCAACAGCAAUGCAGUUGUUUGCUUCGUCACUGAGUGAGUGAGUCCUAAUUAACACGUCAGGGUCAAAACGUAUACUUAAAUCAACAAUCCCUGUGGUUGGCGGCUGACGGGCAUAAUGUGAGGAGGAAGUAGAAGAGGGAGGAGAUUGUGGUCUUCCAGCCAAAGCAUUAGCAACCUUUCUAUAUUAAUUUCAUAGCGGCGGAUCCUUUCACAUGUUCAAGGACAUCAUCUUCAGCCUUGAUUGGAGAGAACCAUUUAGGCUCAUCGGGUGAAAACGAUGUAAUACAUAAGGCACACCUACGCAUGGUGCGGUAAACUGACCCACAAUCAUUUCUGUUGCUCUCCUCUUUCGUUAUUUUUCUUUUUCUUGUCCCUUAAGAUCUAAAGUUUUGAUUUGGCACAAGUCUGAAAAAGCUAACAUGUCAUACUACACACUCCAAAAAAGUAGGGGGCAGCAUGGUACUACAAGAAUGCAUAAGAAACAUGCUAACUUCCUUAGCAUUAGCUUUCUUAGCUGUGUUAGACUGACUGCUGCUCCAAACCAGUAUGCGGCAAUGUGUUACUACAACACAUACAAAACAUGCUAACUUCAUUAGCAUUAGCGUCCUUAGAUGUGUUUAGGACUGACUGCUGAUCCAAACCAGCAGGGGCAGCGUGGUACUACAAGAACGCAUAAGAAACAUGCUAACUUCCUUAGCAUUAGCUUUCUUAUAUGUGUUUAGGACUGACUGCUGCUCCAAACCAGUAGUGGGCAGCAUGGUACUACAACACAUAAAAAACAUGCUAACUUCCUUAGCAUUAGCAUGCUUAUCUGUGUUAGGACUGACUGCAGAUCCAAACCAGUAGUGGGCAGCAUGGUACUACAACACAUAAGAAACAUGCUAACUUCCUUAGCAUUAGCUUUCUUAUAUGUGUUUAGGAAUGACUGCUGCUCCAAACCAGUAUGGGGCAGCGUGGUACUACAAGAACACAAAAGAAACAUGCUAACUUCCUUAGCAUUAGCUUUCUUAUAUGUGUUUAGGACUGACUGCUGCUCCAAACCAGUAGUGGGCAGCAUGGUACUACAACACAUAAGAAACAUGCUAACUUCCUUAGCAUUAGCUUUCUUAGCUGUGUUGACUGGCUGCUGCUCCAAACCAGUAGGGGGCAAUGUGUUACUACAACACAUAAAAAAUAUGCUAACUUCCUUAGCAUUAGCGUUCUUAUCUGUGUUAGGACUGACUGUAUGGUACUCUAACAACACACAAGAAACAUGCUAACUUCCUUAGUUCCCAGCUGCCUCCUUAGUUGUGUUAGGACUGGAUGUGGCUUCUUGAUGAACAAAGUGUUUGCAAGGUAAGGUAAACCAAUGUUAGCUUGUUCAGGCGCUUACAAAUUGACCCUUUAACUAACUUGGCAUUAUGCACUGAAUUGAAUCUGCCUUGAUUUACACAAAAAUGAGUGAUAUCCGAUUUUUUUUGUUUGAAAGAAACUGCUACACUGGUUGAAAUAUGUGCCUGUUUUACUCAGUUACUUACAAACAGGAACAUGUACGUAGAAUUGUAUUCAAAUGCUCACUGAAUGCCCCCCGAAAUGUCAGCACCCAACUCAAGGAGGAAGGAGACACCAAAGUAUCUCAUAUACUAGCUUUAUUUGCGUUGUCACCACAUUUUAGAUAGAGUUGGUGCUCCCACUUUGGCUGUAAAUGUAUUGAAUGUGUGAUUCGCAGAAUCGGUAUUUAUGUGUGAAAGGAGUUGUGUAACUGACAUGGCUCCCCUUCACUACCAAUUCUCUCCGCAAGAGGGCGGCAUUGCACUGUUAUUAACGGGAUGGACAGCUUUUCCUUAACCCGUGUUGUCCAUAGUGCAAAAUAUCGUAUCAUAAUUGACAAAUCCACUCCCAACACCCCUUUUAGUCCACUGAAUAUUGUACUUAACUGUCCAUUUUGAAUGUUUUUGCUCUUUUUCAGGGACCAAAACAUGACUUGGUAGUGAUGACUCACUUGCUUGUCUUUUCAUGUGAUUGCUACCAAUAACAGUAUUCAUUUUAAUAUGCUUCACAUUUUCAAAAGGUGCCCUAAAACAUGAAAUCUGGAUGCGGACCUAACUGUUAGAGGCUCACAAUGGGUUACAUAAUGUGUUUGUUUUUGUGGCAGUACUGUAAGCCGCUGUUUCUAUCCUGACCUGCAGCUUGAAAUAGUGUCACAUUGUCAUUGGAUAGCAUAAUAACACACACAUGCAUUCACACUGUGCCAUGAGAAAUUAGGAGUUUUCAUUCUGCUGCUGCACCUUGUGUGUCUGUGUGUGCGUUGUGUGUUUACUGCAAUAUCUAAGGAGACACCCAGCAACUAUUAAUCCCCUCCAGACAUUAAAAUAUCAUUGCGAUGCUGUGUGAUGCCCAUGCAGCUUUAGUAUUCUUUUCAUGUCAUGUCAGCCCUGUUUACCUGCUGUGUGUGUGUGGGUGCAGCUCAUACCAUGUGAUCGGACUAUGGACAAUCUUAAAAAGAGAGACAGUGUUGUCCCAAAACCCAAAGUGGCACUUGUCAAUAAUGUACAAUAUGUUUUUUUUUUUGUUUUGUUUUUAAAUUUUGUACCAGCCAAACAGCUGAUAUUUAUAACAAUGACCUAUUUAUGUGCAAAUGGUUCUUCUGUAAAUAUUCAACUGUCAGUUGAAAUUAAAAAAUCUUUUUAGUAUAAAUGUUGGACUCCCUGGAGUGUUAGAACAGCUAUAUCAGGGAAAGUUACAAUAUUCAGAGAAUACACUUGUAAUAUUAUGAGGAAAAAUAAUGCAAUUUUAGUAGCAUAGAGUUUAAAAAAAGCAGAAAAAUAGACCCUGCGUUGUGCUUUGUCUUCAUUGGGCAAGAGGAAGUAGACUGUUUGCAUAUGGUGGCAUGAUACCCCCCAAAAAAGCCUCCAGUAUACAGUACGUGAUCGGUAUCAUUGUAAUGACAGCGACGUGCGGCCUCGCCCUCCUCAACCCAGACACUGGGACUGAACAAAACCGGACCCGAUUGUUUGGCGUGGCAUUUUGUUUGACAUUUUGUUCCUAUUUCAGCAGCGUGGUGCAUUUUCUGAGACAGGAUGUGCGCUUAUUUAUUUUUUUGAGGUUAUUCAUACCCUCAUCAAAGUGAUGACUUUAAUACAAUGGGACAUGGUGGAUAUAUGAAUGAAGGUAAUGGAAUUUAGUCAGCCUGAGUGGAGAUUUGAUAGGACAAAACCUGCACGUUAUCAUCAGUGUGUUUGUUGGUGUGGGCCCCUGAUUUAUGUCCACCAUUAAAGUGGCAAGUCAGGUUGAGGCAAGAAAGAAAGAGACAAAUCUGAUGCCACAGUGAUUGACACAGGUGGUGUAAUUGUACAGCUGCUGCCUUUUCAUUUUGUUCCAUUGCACAGAAUUGCACAGAAUUUCCCAAUCAUGAGGCCCAGACUUCCUGUUUGUGAUAAGUCAUUUUGAAAAGGGAUUGUGUAAAGGUACAGCUGCUACUCUUUUUAAGGCUAGGAUACAAAAAAUUGUGUUAAUUUGCACUAAAAAUAAUUUAUUGAACAAUUUUGUGGCGAACGCACAGUGAAAAAUGGUUAACACGCAGGCCACACAGCUAGGAGACCCAAGUUCGAUUCCACCCUCGGCCAUCUCUGUGUGGAGUUUGCAUGUUCUCCCCGUGCAUGCGUGGGUUUUCUCCGGGUACUCCGGUUUCCUCCCACAUUCCAAAAACAUGCUAGGUUAAUUGGCGACUCCAAAUUGUCCAUAGGUAUGAAUGUGAGUGUGAAUGGUUGUUUGUCUAUAUGUGCCCUGUGAUUGGCUGGCUACCAUUCUAGGGUGUACCCCGCCUCUCGCCCGAAGACAGCUGGGAUAGGCUCCAGCACCCCCUGCGACCCUCGUGAGGAUAAGCGGUAGAAAACGAAUGAAUGAAUGACAGUAAUAUGCUCUUUUAACUGUAACAUAUACUCUCACACUCCCAAGGACUUCUGGACAGCUGCCGAGCUCAUUUUGUCACUGAUACUGCUAAAUGACACUGACAAAUAGUUACUCACACGACCAAGUAACUUCAGCAUCAGUUUGAACAGUUCAGCUUCGUAUAGUCCAGCUUCGCGCAUGUUCAAAAAAAUAAUCAUGUGUGCUGUUGAGAGAUGAGCAUGUUUUUCUUUUGCUGGCCAGGAAUCAAAAACAACUCCAACCACUUCGGCCUGAUGUUUGCCUUUUUAGGAAGGCUAAACAAAAUGAUCUUUCCCUUACACCGGAACAAACAUUUCCUCUGUGCUAUUGCUAACUAACACGGUGAGACCACAGAAGGGUGAGGGUGGGCCUACUACGUAUCUGGGCAUGCCCAUUAAAGGAAGUGCGGGUUGUAUUGACAUGAGUAGAACUCUGUAAAACAGAGCUUGCACGUGUGACUAAAAUAAUGAACGUGGUAUGUCUUUCUUUUGAACAACACCCUCCUUGAUGCGGUCAUCGGAAUGUUUCCAGCUGUUUUGCAUACCAAAAUGACAAAAGUAAAGAAGCCCAACUUAACAUAGCAUGGUCCCCAUCAUGCUGACCCGCCGGGCCACUCGCUGCUAUUGUCUUAUUGUUUCCGCCACAGGAAAUACUCAAGAGUUUAGCGUGAGUGCAGACAAGGGGACUGCAUGCCUUCUUUGUAAAAAAAAAACACCUCCAACAAUGA